CCCGUGGAAGGUCCGACAUUUUGACCAGCUAUUUACAUUGCUUCCGCCCGCCCAGAUCAGUCUACCUGUUCAUCCUCCUCUCCUCUCAUUUCCUCUUCUCCCGCAAUCCCUCCCUCGACUCUUUCGACAAUCAAUCAAUCAUUUCAACUUCCUCACACCUGCCUCAUUCCCACUCUGUUCCUCCACAACGGUCAAUUCACUCCUCGCCCAAACCCAGGCCUUUACAGCGACCGUACCACCAGGGCCCUUUCCCCGCCGCGCGCUCACCCUGUCUGUCCCUGCCACUUGGACACUGAACCUUCGGCCCCGACUGAUCAAAGCCGACUCUCUUCCACUCACCUUACCGUUCAAAAUGCCCGCCAUCAACUCCAUUGUCGCCCGCGACGCUGUUCACCAGCUCGCCAAGCGCCAGAACUGGGCUGCCCAGGAGGCCGGUGUAGUCGUCGUCUUCUGCAUCGUCUUCAUCGUCGCUGUGGGCGUUACCGGUCUGUUGGUCUCCCGCUGCCUCUCGCGCCGCAAGGCCAAGCGUCAAGCCGCCGCCUCCCAGGCAUAAACGCGACGCCUACUUCUCCUGAUAAUGAAGAAAGAUAUGGGCGAAAGUAAUGAAUGGCUUCAAACUGGGCGCGCUUUGAAAUCGGGAAAAACGACCUUCCGCCCACUCACACACAAACAACCACACACACACACUCGAGAUGGGACACGGGCUGGCACAUGUGGAGGAGCCGGUUCUGAUUUGUUGACAUGACUUCCUGUUUACACUGUCACGGAUCACCUACCAUUCGACCUCGGUUUUCGAUUCUCGACCUAGGGCAACGUCUGCCGGAUUGGAGUCUCACACGAGACAUGGUUACGAAGGAGACGUCCGGGGUGUACAUACAUACCGGCAUUACGACCAGCCGGAUAAUGCGUGGGAGCGGCUACCUGUCAAUCGCGACGCUGCAAACACAUUCUACAUCAAGUACUUAAUGAUACCUAUUUCAAGUUGCGCAAAAAAAAACAACAACAACCCGUUGCU
Messenger RNA from Colletotrichum destructivum, 1015 nucleotides. RefSeq lists its product as uncharacterized. The record is from RefSeq and is a predicted model, not a curated record. NCBI's taxonomy places the organism in Eukaryota, Fungi, Ascomycota, Sordariomycetes, Glomerellales, Glomerellaceae. The coding region runs from base 353 to 553 and encodes 66 amino acids. The transcript has 2 exons.